UACAAAGUAGCCUGUUAAGGCUGACAGGGGAGAGAUCUGUGUAGUUUACAUACAGACCUCUCCCCUUUCACUGUUCCUCGUCGAUGGCUGGGUUUCGGUGGGGAAUCUCCAUCUGGGACAUGGUGAUCGACAGCUGUAGUAUUCUGCUAUAGGGCGGCCGGGAAUGGGGUUAAAGAAUUAUUAUCUGAAACCUGUAUGCAGUUAUUACACAUCACAGCCAUUGAGAACUACUGUUUGAGCUGUGAUCGGUCACAGCUUGUCACAUGGUACAAGGCUGUUGUGAAUAGCCUUGUACCAUGUGACCUCUGUGAUCAUUCACAAAUUUCCCACGUA
Staurois parvus is the source of this 333-nucleotide messenger RNA. The record is from the annotation of a GenBank genome assembly. NCBI's taxonomy places the organism in Eukaryota, Metazoa, Chordata, Amphibia, Anura, Ranidae.